UCACAGGCCACACACUGCGUUGUGACGUCCACAUCGAUCACAUUCACCAGAUUCGCGUUGUCACGACGACACGCCAGCUGUUCACGGACGACCCCCCCCUCCAGUUGUCCGUUGUGGCGCUGGACUCAGGAGGGAACACCUUCAGUAGUCUGGCAGGGCUGCAGUUUCAGUGGGUGUCAGUAAAGGAUGCCGACACAGCAGACAUAACGAGGUUUGUACGUUUCUCCGAGGCGGGAUACUCUCCUCCUCGUCACAUCCUGUCCCUGGAGGAAGCUGGCCGGAGGGGGGACCUGGUUCUGCUGGAGGGGGUCAGGAGUGGGGUGGCUCAGGUCCGAGUCUCGCUCGCCGAUCCUGAGUACAAGAGGGUGGAGCCAGUGAUGGUGAUCCUAUCAGUGACUGACAGGCUUUACCUAAGCCCCGCCCACGACACGUACCUGCUGCUUGGCUCCUCCCUCUCCUACCGUGUCUGGAAGACGGUGUACGACGCUCGCACAGAUGUGGUCCUGGGUGUCGGGGGGUACGAGUUGGUCGUUGUAAGAGACCCUGAUGAAGGGGAGGAUGAUGUGGUCACCAUCAACCAGGAAACAGCCACCGUCACUGCAGUUCAGCUUGGCCAUGCCACGCUGUCCCUGAAACACCCCAGUAUCCUAACCAACACUCAAGCCACUCCCAUUCAAAAGCCUGUUUUCUCUAACCUCUAA
Messenger RNA from Hypomesus transpacificus, 701 nucleotides. RefSeq names its product nuclear pore membrane glycoprotein 210-like. The record is from RefSeq and is a predicted model, not a curated record. Lineage: Eukaryota; Metazoa; Chordata; Actinopteri; Osmeriformes; Osmeridae. Gene Ontology annotation, cellular component: nuclear pore.